AUGAAUAGAAAGGAGGUUCCAAUAAUUGAUCAUCAAAUCAAUUCGACGGUAAUUAUGGUUUCAUUGGAUGGUUUUAAACCUGAAUACUUGUCCAUGUGUACUGAUAAUUGCAUCAAUUUACGUUCCAUCUAUCAGAAGGGAGUCAAGGCAAAAAGUAUGAGACCAAUCUUUCCUUCCAAAACCUUCCCUAAUCAUUAUACUUUGGUCACUGGUUUAUAUGCUGAAUCACAUGGAAUUGUUUCCAAUAGAUUUUAUGAUCCCAAUUAUGAUGCUGUUUUCAAAUUGGGAUCACAAGAAGCAUUCAAUCCUAGGUGGUGGCUUGGAGAGCCAAUUUGGGUUACAGCUGAAAAACAAGGUUUGGUGAGUGCUUCUUACUUUUGGCCAGGUUCAGAUGUGGCAAUUCAAGGAAUGUAUCCAUCUUAUUAUAAGAAGUAUGACGAAUCAAUUCCAUAUGCUGAUAGAAUCAAGACAAUUUUUGAGUGGUUUGAUUCUGAUAAGAGACCUCGAUUGAUAUUGACCUAUUUUGAGGUUGUUGAUACAGUUGGACAUGCAUUGGGUCCAGAAUACACAACCGAAUUAGCUGAAGCUAUUAGAAAAGUGGAUCAAGCAGUAGGACUCAUCAUUCAAGGUUUGAAUGAGAGAAAUGCAACGGAUAAGGUAGAUUUGAUCAUUGUGAGCGAUCAUGGUAUGGCCAAAACUCCAGACUCUCAAGUUGUUUCAGUUUCUGAUAUACUUGGAAAGGAUAUUAUUGGAGCAGAUGUUUUGAAUAUGAAUGAUGGACCAUUUUUUGAUUUUUACUUUAAGGACAAGUCACAAGUCGAUGAAAUUUAUGGUCAACUGGCUGCUAAUAUUAUGAAUUCUAUUGCCUUCUCUAGUGCUAUACAAGGUGUUUACACGAGGAAGAAUAUGCCACCAAGAUUUCACUACUCUCAAUCAGAUCGCAUUGCUGACAUUUUGAUUUUGGCCAAAGUUGAAUACUCAAUUAAGAGAACACCAAGCAGUACAAAAUAUGGGCAAGGAAAUCAUGGCUUUGAUAAUGAAUCCGCUCAAAUGAGUAGCUUGUUUAUGGCUCAAGGAAAACAUUUCAAAUCUGGACUUUUAUAUGAUGGAGUAGUUAGAAAUUUGGAUAUUUAUUCUACAAUUUGUCAAAUUUUGAAUAUUGUUCCUGCACCAAAUAAUGGAACAGCUCAAGGUUUCCAAUCUCUAUUGAAUUAA
Naegleria gruberi is the source of this 1215-nucleotide messenger RNA. RefSeq lists its product as uncharacterized. The coding region runs from base 1 to 1215 and encodes 404 amino acids. The transcript has a single exon. The record is from RefSeq and is a predicted model, not a curated record. NCBI's taxonomy places the organism in Eukaryota, Heterolobosea, Eutetramitea, Acrasida, Naegleriidae.